This is a messenger RNA of Branchiostoma belcheri (Belcher's lancelet), 1775 nucleotides long. RefSeq lists its product as uncharacterized. The record is from RefSeq and is a predicted model, not a curated record. Gene Ontology annotation, molecular function: protein binding; metal ion binding; RNA nuclease activity. The transcript is spliced from 5 exons. The coding region runs from base 101 to 1756 and encodes 551 amino acids. Lineage: Eukaryota; Metazoa; Chordata; Leptocardii; Amphioxiformes; Branchiostomatidae.
UUGGCAGUCUGUUUUUUAAGUUUUCAGCUUAGUGACGGGCAAACAAAUAUCCAGCGGAAGCGUCUGUAUCCACAGGCGUCUACGAACCACAUCGCCAAAGAUGUCAGAAGAAAAGCUAGACGCUUUCCUAAAAAAGAAAGAGAAGAAGAAGAAGAGAAGAUUUAAAACAUUUAGUGACGAUGUAGAAAGGGUGACCAAGCCUCCUGCACAGCCCAUUCCUCCAGUGCAACAGGAUGAUCCACAGCAGGAAGAAAUGGGAGCAGUGGGAGGACAAACGCAGAAGGAGGCUCCCGCAGAGCUUCACUCUGAGAAGGGGACCAUUCACCCAGUUUCCAACUGGUCAGUCGAUGAAGUCUGCAGUCUGAUAAGCAAACUCAGUACUGACGAAAUCGCAGAAACCUUCAAAGAUGAAGAAAUAGACGGAGAAGCUCUGUUAAUUCUUGAUGAACUUAACCUUCAAAGAAUGAUCCCCAAGACCGGGCCAAGGCUUAAACUGAGCAAGGCCCUGGCAAACUCACUCAUUGAGUUGAGCAAUCGAGAACUUGAUGCAUCUCACCAAAAAUCAUCAAGCACGUCUGAGAAGGGGGGCCUUUACGUCUUUGUAGAUGACUCCAACAUAUGGAUAGAGGGGAAAAAGGCAGCGGUUAAGCAAAAGAAGCUCGCUUGCGACGAAGACCCACGUCUUAGAAUUGAGUAUGGUAACUUUAUUGAUGUAUUGUCAAGCAAGGAACGUCAAAUGUCCAGUGUCAUAGAGAUUGCAAACAUGUAUGGGUCUAUACCACCUCCCAAUGAUUCUUUGUGGGAUAAGAUGAAGGAGAAGGGUUGGAAAGUGGACUUAAAGGAGAGAAGUAAAAUAACUGGAAAAGAGAAAGCUGUUGAUGCUCAACUUAUGGUUGAUGCCACCUCUUUUGCUGAACAAAAGAAAGACACUGGAGGGACUAUUGUUCUAAUUUCUGGGGACAAAGACUUUAUUCCACUUAUUAACAAAGUUUUGGAGUAUCCAACUUGGAACGUAGAGGUAUGGAUGUGGGAGCAUGCCCUUUCCACUAGCAUCAAAGAUCUGGCGAAGACUCGUGAUAGGAUUAUGGUUGAGAGCCUUGAUGACCACAUUGAAUCGAUGACAUUCACUGAGUAUAGGUUUGAUUGGAAACAAUGCCAUCCGUCCACACUGAAUAAGCAGGCCUAUGUACUAAAGGGGGCUAUGAUGAGCUAUGUAAACUCAACAUGGGUCUAUGCAAUGGAGCAAACGUUUCCCUGGCCUUACCAGUAUGACUAUAAUUGGUUCCGAGAGAGGGGGGAUUUGGUUGUAACAUUCUCACCUAGAAAUGAGGAGAAGUUCUCAGACCGCUAUUUCACAAAGUCCAUCAACAAAGUCAAGAGAGAAAGGCAGCUUAACUGCAAUGUCACAGAGAGGUCAUUCGAUGUUAUCACUUUUCAUGAGUAUAAGCAAACGCUUUCCCCUGAAGAAAUGAAAAGGACCAAGAAACAGAAGACGGUGUCCUCUGAACGGUGCCGAUACAAAUUUUGGUGUCACCAUGGGUUACGUUGCUCCUCCACUCACAGUGAACGCGAAAAGGAGCACUUUAAAAAGCGCAAAAAUCAUGACCCACGAUACAAAACACAAUUGUGUCGCUACAUUCAGACACACAAAUUCUGCUAUAACACAGACUGCCGCUAUGCACACGGAGAGGAUGAUGCUAUUUGCAACAAGUGUUAUGACAAAGGUCACUCAGAAGGUAAUUGUCAGGCUAUGUAGAAUGAGUGUUCUUGGGAGG